GGCAACUUCAACUUACAACAAAAAAAAAAGAGAGGCAACUUUAUUGGUUCAUGGCCUCCUUCACCCUUACCACUUACCAGGAACUACACAUAUCCAAUGUAAUAUUCCUUUGGAAUCUUUUUUUUUUUUUGAGCUGUUAGCAACAACCAUGUUCAUUAUAAAUACCCUUUUCAAUCUGGGUGACAAAUCAUAGCCAAGAACCGAUUUUGAGAGCACUCAGAAACACCCAAUUAGAGCGUAAUUAUUGUGAAGAAAGUUUAUCCUUCUGGGUCAUUGAGAUUUCUGUCAUUCCUUUGUUACCCUAAAAACAAAGAUGUCUGGAAUUGUGGUGGUUUUCGACUUUGACAAGACCAUUGUCGAUUGCGACAGUGAUAACUGGGUCAUCGAUGAGUUGGGUUUCACCGAUUUGUUCAACCAGCUCCUUCCCACCAUGCCUUGGAACUCUCUCAUGGAUAGGAUGAUGAUGGAGCUUCAUUCCGAAGGGAAAACCAUUGAGGACAUUGAAGGGGUUCUGCAUAGGAUUCCUAUACACCCCAGAGUAAUACCUGCCAUUAAAGCAGCUCAUGCUUUAGGGUGUGAUUUGAGGGUUGUAAGCGACGCGAACAUGUUUUUCAUUGAGACAAUCUUGAAGCAUUUGGGAAUAAGGGAAUACUUCUCGGAGAUUAACACUAACCCAGGUUAUGUUAAUGAAGAAGGAAGGUUAAGAAUCUUGCCAUACCAUGACUUUAACAAAGCUUCUCAUGGCUGCAGUUUGUGCCCUCCAAACAUGUGCAAGGGUUUAAUCAUCGAUAGAAUUCAAAAUUCAAUUUCCCCUGAUGAUAACAAGAGGUUCAUCUAUCUUGGUGAUGGUAGUGGGGACUAUUGCCCAAGCUUGAGGCUUAAAGAGAGAGACUUCAUGAUGCCAAGGAAGAACUUUCCCGUAUGGGAUUUGAUAUGUAAAGACCCUUUGCUUCUUAAGGCUGAAAUCCAUGGUUGGAGUGAUGGAGAAGAGCUGGAGCAAGUUUUAUUGCAGUUAAUCAACAGAAUCUCUGUAGAAGAAAGCGCUCAGUUCAUUUCAUCUGAUUGCAAGCUACAUACUCUAUCUAUCUCUGCUCAUGAGACUUUGCCUAAAGUUCUCCCAGUUCGGCCAUAAUUGCUUAGUUUAGUAUCUAUGCAAAGUAUCAUAACUAAUGGGGUCUUCUUUUUUCGUUGAUAACCUUAAUCAACCUUUCCUAAAAUUGCUAAUUUGGAAUUGGUCCAAGAAGGACAGCUAUAAUUUCUAUUAAAGACAAAUAUCAAUAUCAAUUGUCUCCAACUCUCCAUAUCUUGCACAUUGCUUAAUUUAGCAUUUAAGCACUAUUUUACUGUGAAAAU
Gastrolobium bilobum is the source of this 1353-nucleotide messenger RNA. Its product is annotated as inorganic pyrophosphatase 2-like. The coding region runs from base 314 to 1132 and encodes 272 amino acids. Gene Ontology annotation, molecular function: phosphatase activity. NCBI's taxonomy places the organism in Eukaryota, Viridiplantae, Streptophyta, Magnoliopsida, Fabales, Fabaceae. The transcript has 4 exons. The record is from RefSeq and is a predicted model, not a curated record.